Messenger RNA from Drosophila teissieri, 900 nucleotides. It is a transcript of the gene Coq4, whose product is annotated as ubiquinone biosynthesis protein COQ4 homolog, mitochondrial. Lineage: Eukaryota; Metazoa; Arthropoda; Insecta; Diptera; Drosophilidae. Gene Ontology annotation, biological process: ubiquinone biosynthetic process. The transcript is spliced from 5 exons. The record is from RefSeq and is a predicted model, not a curated record. Gene Ontology annotation, cellular component: mitochondrion; mitochondrial inner membrane. Bases 77 to 883 code for a protein of 268 amino acids.
AAACAGCUGAUCAGCAAGCGGUGUAGGUUAAAAGAAUUCGUGCAGAAUUAUUUGGCUUAAAAGUUCUGAGAUCAUCAUGAUGCAACGCUGUUUGCGUCUACCAAAGCCUCUGGCCCUGCGUCGAGGCCUUCACUUGGCCCAAGCUAAUGCCCAAGCGGUGGUCACAGAAGCACCCGAGGCAGAGCCUCAGGAUGCCUUCGAGCGUCAGUACCUCAAGGAGCGAAUCGAGAUAUCGCCUUUCCAGCGGGUUUUCCUAGGAGCAGGUUCCUCUAUAGCUGCUCUUUUGGAUCCAAGACGUCAUGACAUGAUCGCCUGUUUGGGUGAGACGACUGGAGAGGAUGCUCUGUGGACUAUUUUGGACACCAUGCAGGCCAGCGAGGAGGGUCAGCGCAUCAUGGCCGAUAAGCCCCGCAUCCACACCAGCACUAUUGACUUCAAGUACCUAGAAACAUUGCCACCGGAUACCUUUGGAGCCGCUUACGUGAAGUUCCUAAAAGAUAAUCAAGUCACGCCGGACAGUCGCAUGGCCGUGAGGUUUCUGGAGGACCCGAAGUUGGCCUACUUGAUGACGCGGUAUCGCGAAUGCCACGACCUGAUCCACACGGUGCUGGACAUGCCCACCAAUAUGCUCGGCGAGGUGGCCGUCAAGUGGGUGGAGGCUUUGAACACCGGACUGCCCAUGUGCUAUGGUGGUGCGGUGUUCGGAGCAGUUCGCCUACGUCCCAAGCAGCGGCGUGCGUACUUGAAGCAUUACUUGCCGUGGGCCCUGGAGAACGGAAAGCGGACCAAGCCCUUGAUGCCUGUCUACUGGGAGAAGCGCUGGGAGCAGAACAUCCACGAGCUGCGAUCCGAAUUGGGAAUUACUGUGUUGAAUAAAGCCUGAUAAGGCGUUUUUUUUCA